Molecule: messenger RNA, 1561 nt
Organism: Rubroshorea leprosula
Lineage: Eukaryota; Viridiplantae; Streptophyta; Magnoliopsida; Malvales; Dipterocarpaceae
Source: the annotation of a GenBank genome assembly
AAGAUUAUUUUCAUCCCCUCGAGCCUCAAUCCUCAAUCUUUAGCUUUGUUACAACGACAAGAUUAUUUUCAUCAGUGAGUCAUUCAUGCUGAAAUCAACCUUAACUCCAAUUUUCUCAACCUUUCCCGCCAAUCCCAGAUCCAGAAACAUCCUUUCUCGUGCCAUCUCUGCCACUUUAACCCCACACCCACCAACUGUUCAACAAAAUGUUUCACCCAGCAUCUUUGCAGCAACAACCCAAGUCCCUCCAACUUCGGCUUACGUCCACCUUCCUUUCUGUCGAAAACGCUGCCAUUACUGCGACUUCCCAAUCGUUGCUCUUGGUUCCACUGCAUCCCAAACCGAGGACGACCCUCGAAUGUCUAACUAUGUGGAAUUGAUUUGCCGAGAAAUAAAUGCGUCAAGAUUGGAGUUUGGUGCCAACCCACCUCUGGAAACUGUCUUCUUUGGUGGAGGAACCCCGUCUCUUGUGCCACCGAGGCUGGUUUCUACUAUUUUGGAUGUACUGAGAGCAAAAUUUGGGUUGAGGUUGGAUGCUGAGAUAUCCAUGGAAAUGGACCCUGGUACUUUUGAUGCCAAGAAGCUUGAAGAUUUGAUGGAGUUGGGGUUGAAUAGAGUGUCUCUGGGAGUUCAAUCAUUUCAAGAUGAGAUGUUGAAGGCUUGUGGGAGAGCACAUGGUGUUAAGGAGGUGUAUGAGGCUAUUGAGAUUGUUGGCUCAUGUGGGGUCGAGAAUUGGAGCAUGGAUCUCAUAUCUUCUCUCCCUCACCAAACGCAACAAAUGUGGAAGGAGAGUUUGCAGCUAACCAUUGAAGCACAACCUAAACAUAUAUCUGUAUACGAUUUGCAAGUUGAACAAGGCACAAAAUUUGGAAAACUGUACACACCAGGGGAGUUCCCUUUACCUUCUGAUACUCAAUCUGCCGAGUUCUAUAGAAUGGCAUCAAGAUUGCUUUCGGAUGCUGGUUUUAACCAUUAUGAAAUAAGCAGUUAUUGCAAAGAAGGAUUUGAAUGCAAGCACAAUUUUACGUACUGGAAGAACAAGCCAUUCUAUGGUUUUGGCCUUGGCUCUGCUAGUUUUAUAAAUGGAGUCAGGUUUUCAAGGCCAAGGAAGAUGAAGGAAUACAUCAAUUAUGUGCAGAAUUUAGAGAACGGGGUGGUAAAUGAGCGCAUGGAUAGUCAAACAGACACAACGGACAAGGCUAUGGAUGUUGUGAUGCUCUCUCUAAGAACUGCAAGAGGCCUUGAUUUGAAGUCUUUUAGAGAAGCAUUUGGUAGCACAUUAGCAAACUCUCUUUGCAAGACAUACAAGGCUUAUGUGGAGAGUGGGCACGUGCUUUGCUUGGAUGAGCAGAAAAGAGUUCUGACUGCAUAUGAAUUCGACACUUUGUUAGUGAAUGAAGAGAAGAUGGAGAGAGUUUUAGCUCAUAUUAGACUUAGCGAUCCAGAUGGUUUCUUAUUAUCCAAUGAAUUGAUAUCAGUUGCAUUUGGGGUCAUAUCUCCCUAGCGUGAACGUUAUAUUAGUUAACAAUUACAAACAUUACAAUAAUAUUUUUGCUCGCAU